GUAUGGAGACAAGUGUAGAUAGUUUUUUCAAAGGUUUUGGCUGAGAAAGAAAGGAGAGUUAUAAGACUCAGGGAGAUGGAAGGGUUUUUUAAGGAUGGGCAUGUUUGUAGACAGCAGGGAAAGAUCCAGUAGAUAGGGAAGAAUUGAAAAUUUAAGAGAGAGAGAAUGAUUAUAUGUGUCUGUAUGGAGGGGCAAUCUGCUGGAGAGAACUGGAUUAGAUAUCAUGGAGGGCACACAAAGUGGGGUUUGCCUUGGUGAGGAGGAGAGUUACCUCUCUUAGAGAUGGAAUAAAGGAGCAGAGAAUAAGAUGAGGCUGAAAGAUUAAGAAUCUCAAUGUGAAUGGCUUCUACUAUUUUUUAUUGAAGCUUUUUAUUUAUAAAGCAUAUCAUGGAUAAUUUAAAAUUUUCUUUUCUUUUCUUUUUCUUUCUAUCUUUCUUUCUUUGCUGAGGUAAUUGGGGUUAAGUGACUUGCCCCAGGUCACACAGCUAGGAAGUGUUAAGUGUCUGAGAUCACAUUUGAACUCAGGUUCUCCUGACUUCAGGGCUGGUGAUCCAUGCACUGCCACCUAGCGGUGCUUCUACUUUUUUUUUUUUUAAAAACAAAUUAUUUUUAUUAUCAAUUCUACAUUUUCGCCCUCUCUUCACCCUUUCCUCUACACAUUGAGAAGGCAAGAAAUAUGACACCCAUUAUAAAUAUGCAGUCAUUUAAAGAUCUCCAUAUUAGCCAUAAACUGAAAAAAAUCAAGAAAAAUUAAGGGAAAAUACUUCAAGAUUGAAGCAUAUUAUUUUUACUUUUUUUCUUUCUCAUGAUUUUUCCCUUUCGAUUUGAUUCUUUGUCCAUAGCAUUACUAAUGUUUAAUACGCUUGUACAUGUAUAACCUAUAUCAGAUUGCUUGUCAUUUUGAGGCAGGAGGGAGAAAAAAUUUUGGAACCAAAUUCUUACAAAAAUGAAUGUUGAAAACUAUCUUUGCAUGUAAUUGGAAAAAAUAAAAUUUUAAAAAUAUUUCCAUCUGCAACAUGAGACCAUCAAUUUUCUAUCUGGAGAUGCAUAAUAUUUCAAAUCAGGAGUUCUUUCGAGUUGUGGUGGCUCAUUUUAAUGAUUAGAGUUACAAAGUCUUUCACAAUUGAUCAUCUUUACACUUGCUGAAAUUAUGUAGAUUGUUUUGUUGGUUCUACUCAAUUUUACAUCAUUUCAUAUAGGUCUUCCCCAUUUUUCUGAAACCAUUCAUUUCAUUUCUUACAACACAAUAGUAUUCCAUCACAUUCAUAUUUCAUGUCUUGUUUAGUGAUUCCUCAAUUGAUGAGAAUCCCCUCAGAUUCCAAUUCUUUGCCAACACAAAAAAGUUGCUAUUGUUCACAUGGAUUUUUUCCCUUUCUUUGAUUUCUUGAGGAAAAUACCUAGUAUGGUAUUGCUGAGUUAAAGGAUAUGCACUGUUUUAUAGCCCUUUGGACUUAGUUUCAAACUGUUCUUCAAAAUGGUUGGACCAGUUCACUUCUUCGCCAACAGUGUAUUUAUUAGUGUCUAUUUUCUACAUUCCCCCCAGCAUGUGUCAUUUUCCUUUUCUGUCAUCUUAAUCUGAGGAUGAAGUAGUACCUCAGAGAUUUUUUAAAUUUGCAUUUCUCUAUUAGUGAGUUAGAAGUAUUUUAAAAACAUGGAUAUUUCAUAUCCUUUGACCAAUUACCAUUUGGAGAACAGCUCCUAUUUUUUUGUAAACAUGGAUGUUUCCCAGUUUUCUAUUUUUAUUCUAAUUUCAGUUUGUUUUUUAUGAAAACUUUUAAGUUUUAUAUAAUCAAAAUGAUUUAUUUUACCUUGUGUGAACCUCUCUCUUUCUUGAUCAUGAACUCUUUCUCUAUCCAAAAAUUUGACAGUUUCUUCCAUGAUCUAAUUUGCUUAUGAUAUCAACCUUUAUGUUUAUGCCUACUUUUGCUAGACUGCUUUCCAGUUUUCCCAGGAAUUUUUGUCAAAUAGUGAGUCUUUAUUUUCUCAGUAAACUAUGAAGAGAGGUGCUCAACUGUGAGUAGGAGUGGGAGUAUGGGAAGCUUGAGAAAAGAAAAGGUUUAGAACAGCUGUUGAGAGAGCUGGCUAGAAAGUCAAUUAUGGAAGAGUACAAGGUUUUAUUUCUGUAUUCUCCAUUUACUUCCAUUGAUCUGCUUCUUUCAGGUAUCUUUUAAGCUGUCAUUUUAAUGAAAUAACAUGUGGCUAAAUGAUAGUACAUUUUGAUGGACUACAUCCUAGUUGAAUGGAUAGACUCAAAGAGUAACCAAUAGGCUGAUGUGAACUUGUAAGAUAGCCUCCAGUAGAGGUACAAGGAUCUGUGCCUAAUCUUCUGCUUUUCAAUGUUUUUGUUUGUUUGUUUGUUUUCCCCCAGUGACUUGGAUAAAAGGAUAGAUGGUGUGGUUAUCAGUUCUGCAGAUGACACAAAGUGAGAAGGGAGAGCAAACAUAUUGGACAGCAGAGUCAUUUUCCAAAGUGAUCUAGGAGGACUAGAAGGACGGACUGAAUCUAUAACAAUCAUAGAAUUUAGUACCAAAAGGUCCUUUAGAGAAAUGAGUAAUGGGAAUCCCCCAAUGCUUUUCAGACAAGAAAAUUAAGGUCCCAGAGAGAAGAAAGGACACCUGUAAGAUUAUACAGGCAAUAAGGAGCAAAGCACCACAAAUCUGAAAAAAUAAAAUACUAUUUUAAAAGAAAUUUUUAUGAAAGUUUUGUAUAUAAGAUUUAUAAGCAGCCCCCAAAUGGAGGUCUUCCAGGGGAUGCUAAAUAUAAUAUAGGGGAUUAGCGGAAAUGGCUUUCAUGCCCUUAUACUUUGAGAGCUUGAUCCAGACUGCUUUCUGUAGUGCGCUGACAUGGACCCCUCCUGAUGCCGAGUUCUGAUUGAGCUGGCCCAUUCCACUUUGGGACAGUUUUCAUCCCUGUUGUUUUUCUUUACUUAUAAUCCCAAAUUUCCCAUGCAAAUUCUUUCCAUCUACUCUUAAUUCUGCCCUCCGAAGCCAAACACCAAGUCUAAUUCCUUUUCCAGCUGACUUUUUCACAGCUCUCAAGUGUCUCCUACUCCUCACCCCCCAUCCUGAGCCUUCUCUUCAGACUAAACUUCUUCAGAAACAUGAAUAAGUCCUGCCCUGAAUAGUCGGUCUUUUCAUCUUCUGGAUGUUCUCCUUAAAACACGCUUUAGCUGUGCUAUUGUUAUUUCUAAAAAUAUGCCGCCCAGACUAGGCGGUACCAUGGAUAGGGACUCAGAAAAACCUACAUUCAAAUCCAACCUCGGAGGCUUACUAGCUCUGUGAGCAUCGCCAAAUCGCUCCGCCUCCCCAAGCCUCAGUGUUCUCAUAUGUAAAAUGGGGAUAAUAAUAACAGCCCCUACCUCACGGAAUUGUGAGGAUCAAAUGGAAUUAUUUAUUAUCUUUCCCUGUCAUGUUAGCUAAACUGAGGGGUGUGAAGAGGUAUCUCCCCUCUUAACCCUAAGCAUUUCUUUUGGGUGAGACAGGCCACCCUUGACCAGGGCAGGAAUGGAUGGUCAGCGCGCAUUUAUUAAGCACCCACUGGUCAGGUUCUGCGUUAGGGCAAAACUCGGUCCCUGCUCGCAAGGAGCCCCGUUCUAACAGAGAACCAGCUGGGAAACAACUGCGUGAGAACGGGGUGCAGGCAGGAUAACGAAGCUGGGCGAUCUCUGGGGGAAGGCACUAAGAUUAAGGAGACUGGAAAAGAAUCGUUUCUUUUGGUAGGAGGUGCGAGUUUAGCUGAGACUCGGAGGAAUGCAGGGAGGCACGAGGGACUGCAGGCUUGAGGGAGGACGCCAGCGCUCGGGGGGUGGAGGCUGGUGCAGGAGCACGCAGGAGAACGAGCAAGCGGAGGACACGACAGGAAAGGGAGAGCAGGAGGGGUGGGGCAGGCCGUGAAGGCUUGCAAAGGAGCCACUGGGCAUUCAGGGAGCCAUUGGGGUGUGGGUGGAGAGAGAUCCUGCCCAAUCCUGGGCUUCCAAGUAGUGCUCCCCGGAGGGCUUAGGGAAAGCGCCCUUCGCCCAGGUCAGGGUAGGACUGCCCACUGCAGCGGCCGGAGAAUGGAGGAGAACCGGAAGGGCCGGGCCUCAGUCUGAGGAGGGGCGAGGCCCGCUCUUCUCCGCCCAGUCCCCAGGUUGCACCAGGAAGCACUUCCCGCCUCGCCGCUCUCGGGUUCCCGCCCCGCCCCGCGCCUGCGCCCUGCGCGCCGCUGGCCUCCGAGUUGGCCCGGACUAGAUCUCCACGUGCAGCAGCCGAGAGAGGGGACGCGCUCCUCCCCACGUGAUCGCGCACGGCGCUCCCGCCUCUUAGUCCUUUUAAAAUUUUAAACACUCUUCCAGCCUCCUCGGCCUGGGUGCUCCGAGAGUAGAAGCGAGAAUAUCCCCCGGGAGCGGGGGAAGCAGCGGGAAGUGAAUAAAGCCACAGCAAGAAGGAGGCAGGGUUCUCUGGAUGAGGAAGCUGAGGCCGACCUUGUGACUUGACCCACGUUGCACAGCAGUUGGGCAGCUACUCUUCCCCUUCCCAGCAGGCCAUGGCCGCCCCGGUGCCUUUGGUCUGCAGCCAGACGGUGAGCAGGGUGAGCUCUGUGCUGAACCGGGACGUGAAGCAGUUUGGAAAGAAGCAUCUGUUUGACGAGCAGGACGAGACAUGUUGGAAUUCUGACCAGGGCGCCUCCCAGUGGGUGAUGCUGGAAUUCCCCCAGUCCGUUCGCGUGUCUCAAGUGCAGAUCCAAUUCCAGGGUGGGUUUGCAAGUCGCCAAGGUCGCUUGGAAGGUGGCAGGAAGAGUGAGUCUCUGGAGAAGAUUGGGGAUUUUUACCCCCAGGACAACAACUCCCUGCAAAGCUUCCCUGUGGCAGAUGUCACACUGGACAAGCUCAAGGUAACUUUUGAAAACAGCACUGACUUUUUUGGCCGGAUCAUCAUCUACCACCUACGGAUCCUUGGGGAGAAGCUGUGAGCGGCCCGGCCAGCUUCCUACACCUGCAGGACUCCCUGGAGGAGGCCACUGGAAGGACAGCAGAAGCUACACCUGCCUCUGGACCAGGUGGCCAGCAAGUAGAAAGAGUUAUGAUUUGGGUGAACCAGCGUGGCCCCUACCCCCUCUUCUCCCUCCAAGAACCUGGGAAGAGAAUCCCAGAAAGAAAGAGCCUCAGAGCUUCAAUUCCAGGAAGCCAGCCUUGAUUGGAAAACAACUGACAUGCUAAUAGCAUUGUAGAAACAGCUUUGAAGGACUUCAGAAUUCUGGUCACUGCAGCGUUUGGCUGAGAUGCUGAAGUACAUGUGAGAAGUUCAGGAUGCAAAAUAAGCAUUCUUUGGACUACAAGUUGUAGGAAUUUGUUUUGCCUGAUUGUGCACAUUUGUUCCAAACAUCUUUUUUUCUAAGUGGUAAAAA
Molecule: messenger RNA, 5385 nt
Organism: Antechinus flavipes (yellow-footed antechinus)
Lineage: Eukaryota; Metazoa; Chordata; Mammalia; Dasyuromorphia; Dasyuridae
Gene: NR2C2AP
Product: nuclear receptor 2C2 associated protein
Exons: 6
Coding region: 4525-4950 (141 amino acids)
Source: RefSeq, a predicted model, not a curated record